Molecule: messenger RNA, 3025 nt
Organism: Lucilia cuprina (Australian sheep blowfly)
Lineage: Eukaryota; Metazoa; Arthropoda; Insecta; Diptera; Calliphoridae
Gene: lap
Product: phosphatidylinositol-binding clathrin assembly protein LAP
Exons: 17
Coding region: 531-2906 (791 amino acids)
Biological process (GO): synaptic vesicle budding from presynaptic endocytic zone membrane; clathrin-dependent endocytosis; clathrin coat assembly
Cellular component (GO): clathrin-coated vesicle; clathrin-coated pit; synaptic vesicle
Molecular function (GO): clathrin heavy chain binding; 1-phosphatidylinositol binding; SNARE binding
Source: RefSeq, a predicted model, not a curated record
UCUGCUACUUUGCGCAAAUAAAAUUGGGAAAAAUCGAAUGAGUAGAAAAGAACUCCUGAAAAAAGAAAGAAAACUUUUUUAAAUUAAAAUAAAUUGUAUAAUUACACAAGAAUUUUACAAAUAAUUUAAAAUUUAUUAAGCAAAAAACAAGUUGAAGUACCAUUAAGGCAAACUUGUAACACUAGAAUAGAAAAAAUAUAAAAACAAACAGCGGAGUGAAAAAAUCUUGUAUAAAACGAAAAGAAAAAUUCCUGUAAGAAAAAAAUUUUACAAAAGUAAUAAAAAAAACUAACAAAAAGUGAUAAGAAAAAUUUAAACACUCAAAAAAAGUGAAGAAUUAAUUAUUACGUUAAAAUUUAAGCAAUUCAUUGUUUAACGUUUGUAAUCAAAGCUGGUACUUUGUUACGCGACAAAACAAAUUAAACAAAAAGUGAAAAAAUAGUGUUUAAUAAAAAAAAAACGAAAACAAUUUUGUAAAAUUUUUUUGUGUGUUUCUUAAAUAGAAGUUAUAAAAUAAAUCAGAUUUCAUCAUGUCCAUGGCUGGGCAAACAAUCAACGACAGACUGUUGGCUGCCAGGCACAGUCUUGCCGGUCAAGGUCUGGCCAAAUCAGUAUGCAAGGCCACAACGGAAGAGUGCAUUGGACCCAAGAAGAAACAUUUAGAUUAUUUAGUACACUGUACAAAUGAACCCAAUGUCUCUAUACCACAUUUGGCCAAUUUACUUAUUGAACGUUCACAAAAUGCCAAUUGGGUGGUAGUGUAUAAAUCUUUAAUAACCACACAUCACUUAAUGGCAUAUGGAAAUGAGCGUUUUAUGCAGUAUUUAGCUUCUUCAAAUUCAACAUUUAAUCUUAGUAAUUUCUUGGAUAAGGGUGGAGUUCAAGAUGGUGGUAUGUCGGUACCUGGUGGCAGAAUGGGUUAUGAUAUGUCACCAUUUAUCAGACGCUAUGCCAAGUAUUUAAAUGAAAAAUCUUUGUCUUAUCGUGCAAUGGCUUUUGAUUUUUGCAAAGUUAAAAGAGGCAAAGAAGAGGGUUCAUUACGUACCAUGCAUGCUGAUAAAUUAUUAAAAACUUUGCCCGUUUUACAAGCACAAUUGGAUGCUCUAUUGGAAUUCGAUUGUCAAUCAAAUGAUUUAACAAAUGGUGUCAUUAACAUGUCAUUUAUGUUAUUAUUCCGUGAUCUCAUACGUUUAUUCGCCUGUUACAAUGAUGGUAUUAUUAAUUUAUUGGAAAAAUAUUUUGAUAUGAAUAAGAAACAAGCACGUGAUGCUUUGGAUUUGUAUAAAAAGUUUUUGGUGCGCAUGGAUCGUGUGGGGGAAUUUUUAAAAGUUGCAGAGAAUGUCGGCAUUGAUAAGGGAGAUAUACCUGAUUUAACUAAAGCUCCCAGUUCUUUGUUGGAUGCUUUAGAACAACAUUUGGCCACACUUGAGGGACGUAAAGUUUCAGCUGCAAAUACUCCUACACAAUCAGCCAGUAGCAACCAAAAGAAUGUAAAAUCCGCUGUUUCUGCCCUAUCUUCUACUAGCUCUUCGUUUGGCACAGCUGCCGCUUCAAGUAAAUUUGACACUACCAACGGUAUCGAUGAACAACUAAAGGCCCAAGCUUUGGCUGAGGAAGAGGCGGCCAUGAAUCAAUAUAAGCAACAUAAAGUUUCUUCACCCACCAGCGGCGGUGCUGCUGCUAACGCUGCAUUAACAAAUCCAUUCUUAUCGUCUCCACCAGCUUCAGCAGCUGGUCAACCGAUAGUUGAUUUGUUUGGUGCUGCCUCAGCACAGCCAGGCUCUGGCUCCACCGCUGCUGCUGGUACCACUAAAGCUUCUGAUGAUUUACUACAAUUGGGCAAUCCAUUUGCCGAUAUGUUUGAUGCUCCCCUUGCGGGCGGUGCUGGCGGAGGCGUUGCUACAGGUGCUCAAAAUUCAAAUAAUAUUUGGAUGAAUAAUAAUGGUUUCAAUGGAGCUGCUGUACCUUCAGCUGCGGCAAAUGCUUUUGUUUCCGACAGCAACUUCUCUUCGGUAUUUGGUAAUACUGAACCAGCCGCAACUGGAGCAGCAUUAGCAAAUCCAUUUUUUGAUUCAAUGGAACCACAAACUUUAUUCGAUACCACAACCUCCACAACAUUAUCAUCAUCGUCGUUGACAUCAGCAACUAUAAAUAAUAAUUUAUCAAAUUUAGCCAACAAUUCGACUUCCAUUAACUCCAAUACUAAUCUAUUUAUGACGUCGUCAUCACAACCGACUUCUCUGACAACAGGCUUUGAUGCUUUGGGUGAUGUUUUAAAACCCGGCAUAACGUCUAAUACUACCACAAAUACUUCUGUUGGCAAACCACCAGCAGGAAAUCAAACAAAUAUUAAUACUGCAGGUAUUGCCUCACAAGAUCCACUACUCCACCACCAACAACAAUCGCAGCAGCAGCAACAACAGCAACCACCAGCCAGCACUGGAAAACUCUUAACUGGUGAUUUGGAUAGUUCUCUCAUGUCUCUAGUUGAAAAUUUAAAUAUUAAUAAAUCAGCUACAACAAAACCUGUGCAAUGGAAUUCACCUAAAAAUACUGCGAAACCUGGUGCUAAUUGGACACCUCAACCAAUGGCUGCUACUACGGGUGCUGGCUAUCGUCCAAUGGCACAUGGCAUGACUGUAAGUCCUGCGCCAAUCACAAUUAAUCAUCCGUAUAUACAUGCUAGUUAUCCUGUAAUACCAAAUUAUAUGCAGCAGGGAAUGCCGGUGAUGGGUCAAACAAUGAUGGGACAAGCCCCUUUGACUGGCGUACCACCGACGAUGCAACAACCGAUGGUAAUGCCCAGUAAUCCAGCUGGCAUAAUGCAAACCACACAACCACAAAUGCAGUCCAUGAUGCAGACAAAUGGUGGUAAUAAACCUUUAGAUCCUUUUGGAGCGUUAUAAAUGACAACUAAACAAAAACAAAAACAAAAGAAUAACAAAUUCUCACGAAACGAAAUGAAACCUACAAUAACAACAACAACAAUUACAUACAGAAUUAUGAAAUGUUAUUAAAAAAAGAA